Toxoplasma gondii ME49 is the source of this 5421-nucleotide messenger RNA. RefSeq lists its product as hypothetical. The record is from RefSeq and is a predicted model, not a curated record. The transcript has a single exon. Bases 833 to 3934 code for a protein of 1033 amino acids. NCBI's taxonomy places the organism in Eukaryota, Apicomplexa, Conoidasida, Eucoccidiorida, Sarcocystidae.
UCGCGGAGCACCGGUUGUCUUCCACUUUUUCCUGCAAGAUGCAAGACAACCAUGAGGUUCCUGUUUGAACAGCUGGAACACGGCCGAAGUGUAUCUGGGCGGAAUCCAGUCCACUCUGAAACGUGCGCUUUUUUUUCCGAAAAAAGAACGGCACAGUGAAGUCGGUCUGCUGUACCCGAAGAGAUUUGCCAGCGGCAAGUUGCAAGGGAACCGCUUCAUCAUCCCGUUCACCCGAAGCGAAGCCCGGUUCUUUCUGUGAACCCGAGUCCCCAAAAUCCAGGACACCCGACGACGCGGCGGCGGACUCUCUUUGCUUCCUAAUCCCUCCCGUGUCUGCUGUGUGGAGCUUCCGGAAAGCCGUGCGUCCCGCAAAGAUCGCGUGAAACGGCGGAUGCAACUUCUUGAAGGCUUCGCUUUCUGUGGUGGUUCUCUCCGCCGCGUGUUCUGGCGCGUAGCCGAUUGUACAUACACCCCAGAAGACCGGAGAAGACUCCUACUGGCCCCGGCUCGUCGCUUUCCUCGGUUUACCUCCCUCUCUGCCCAACGUGUUUCCAUUCCAAAAUUGUCCUCCGUCCAAGGUUCCAACCUCUUCGAUCGAGAGUCGAAGCAGCGUCUGCCUCUGCGUCUCUUCACAGGUGUCGUUGUUUCCGUGAAAGUCUUCCGAACGCAGAACCCACCGGAAGCGAGCGUCCGACUGCACCCUCGGUCGGCACUUGCAGAGAGACCUUCCCCUCCGGUCUUUUUUUCCCUCGUCUGAAGAAGGCAUCGCAGGCGUGUCUGGUGGCGAAGAAGAGCCGCUUUUCUCCGAACUUUUUUUUGAGCAGCAGGGGACAUGCUGGAGACGCACACCGGCUGGCGGCCGGGCGACUGCGUGGCGGCAGAGACGGCGGACCUGCUACCGCCUGGCUUCCGCUCGUCUUCGCUCUCGCGUUCUGCCUCCUGUCCUGCCGGCUCUCCGGCGUCUGCCGUCCUCUCCUCAGCGACGCCUCUGCUGGAGUGUAUGUACACCUCCUGGGGCGGCGUCGGCCCGUUGUCUGCAGUCGACCAAGAAGUCUACGAGGUCGACCGCUGCAAGGCUCUCGCAGCCCGGGCGCGGCUGCUCGCCCUCGCGCAGUCUUCCCGUUCUUCCUGUUCCGGUUGCUCAAGUGCCUCCCCUCUCGAACAGAGGGUAGUGUCGCCUCUGUCGACUGUGGCGGAAGAAAGAUGGCAGAGUCAGCGCUGUCUCCGAGGCUUCGCCUUCGCCUUCGUUCUCGAGCGCCUGCUGGCGGCAGAGGCUCCGCUCGACUGGCUAGAAACAGUUGCUUGGGAAGAGGCCCUCGCCUUCUUCGUCGAGUGUUCCUUGAAGGAGAAGAGGCGGAGCAUGGAGGUUCGAGGGAAUCGAGCGCCGCGCCAGCCAGAAAAGAAGCGCGAGUGCGUGGUCUCCGGAAAUGAGGAAGCCUGGGAACUGCGGACGGACCAGAGCAGCUUCGGCGAAGCGACAGACACAGACGGACGCAAGGGUGGUCACGAGGAACAAAUCAGCGACACGACGCUGCUGCGGCCGCCUCCCGUGCUUCCACUUAUGCAGCGCUUUUCUCGGAGAUUUUGGUUCUUCCGAAACCAAAACGACGCUUCUGCUGCCCCUGUUCCCUCCAGUUUUCCUUCCUUCUGCUCAGUUCCGGAUGCCGAGAAAGGCACCCCUUCGCAUGCGGUGUCUUCAGUCCACUCCCUGCCCGCGUGGCUCUUCUUCUUCUUCGAAGAACUCGCUUCUUUUCUCCUCUUCGUCCUCCAGAUGAUGCAGCGCCUUCAACAGCGCGGUGGGGUGUAUGUACACCUGACCAGCGACACGUGGACCCGCCGCUACCGGCAUCUACACUUCUGUCUGGAAAAGGUUCACACGCUGCGUCAAAGACAAGACGAAGAGUCCGACCUCAACCGCCAUCUUCUUCCUCUUUCUUCUUCGUCUGCCUCCUCUGCCUGCACUCCUCUGUCUGCUCCUCCUCCUCCUUUGUCUGCGGGCUCUCUUCCUCUCUCUCUGCCUCCACUUCACCAUUUAGAGCCCUCUCUCUGCCAGUUCUUCCCGGAGACUUCUCUGACUGCGCCGCACUCUUUCUGGCUGCUCUAUGACUCGAAGCUGUGCCGGUGGCUAGUUACGCGCGACUCGCUGCCGGUCCGCGAAGUGUACGUACACUCCGUUGCCGCGCCUCGCGCCGGGACCAGCGCGCGGCCGCGACGCGCGCCGAGCUUGACGGCGAUCAACACGGCGAGGGAAGAGGCGCUUUUCUAUCUUUCGCUCUGUGGGGUAGGAAGAAGUGAAGAAGAAAUUUCACAGAAACAGUCCGUCUCUUCCUGCUCUCCUCUGGACGAAGGCCUCAUUGGUCGUCUCGUGCAGCAGCUACAGAGACGCCCCGACGAUAGAAAGCGGGGGUCUCUGCGGCCGUCCGGAGGAGACGAACAAGGUGAGUCCCGAGAGACGAAGCGGGGAGACGAGACGAAGGAGCAGAGGCGAGAAGAGACCGACGCUCCGUCUUGUCAACAGAGGAAAAGUGCAGACACACCGUGUCGGCCGGAGACUCGCAGGUUCUCUUCCGCUCUGCAGGACGGAGACGCCGACGUGUCAUCUGUCUCUGCCUGCGCGAACGUCGAGGCGCGCGUGGAGGCCCUUUCGCCGCGGAGACAGCGCAGCGGACAAGAGUCUCCGGGUGGGCAGGACGAGCCGGAGGUAGUCCUCGAGGAGGGCGAUGAAGAGGAAGAGAGAAGAGCGAUGCUGGCGCUUUCUUCCUCUCUGAGAAAAACCUGCAGAAAACGAGUCUCGAUCGACUCCACCUCGUCCGGCGCCGCUGCGAUGCGGUCUGUCUCCAGCAAGCGUCGCCGAGCGCUUCAGGAGACACAGCUGGAACCCGGUGGAGACGCAUGUGGAGGGUCGCGUUCUUCGGAGUCCGCCGAGAGAGACUCUCCCCGAGGCGCGACGUCUGCGGGGGCACAAGAGCAGGGGCGUUCGUGCUUUUCCAGGGAAAAGGAGAAUCGUCGAGAGUCCGAGAACGUCUGCGUGGACCGGAAACUUCCGGCGGCAGACGCCGCGAGCUGGGGCGCGCGAGAGGCGGCCUGGCUGGCAGGCAUCUUCGAAUGGCGCGACGAGAAAUCCAGGGACAAACCGUGCGGAGAGGACGUUGCCGCGCGAGGUCGCGGCGGCGCGGGAGAAGAGGAAGAGAGAGCUUCUGAAGAGGAACUUGUGUGUCCGGAGAAGGAACUUAACGAUGCCACGAGUGACCACAUCGAAGACGAGGCGCUUGAAGGAAAAGGAAGAGCGCGCGAGUCUCCGAACAAGCGGGAGAGAAGACAGCGGGCAAGUGCGGCGUCUGUGGCUUCUGUCUGCACAUCCUUUCCCUCUUCGCGGUGUACGUCCAGCGUCGCUUCGGGGUCUUCCUGGGGAGACGCGCCUCUGCAGGCUGUCGGCAGAGACGUUGUGUCGCAUUGCCUGCAGCGAGGAAGUCGCGAGUCUCUGGAGCUUCCGGGCUUCAGGGACAUCGACGUGUCACGAACGGAGAACUUGUCGGGAGGCAGAUGCCUCGUAGGCAGUCGGUUCAGGAACGCGUUUUUCUCGGACUCUCUCCUCGCCUUUGCGCGGCAACACUCGGCUCUCCUACCGGUCAAACCUCCCAGAGGCCAUGCCUCCUCUGCAGCCUUGGAAGCGACGGCAGGGAACGCGACAGUCUCUGAAGCCACAGACGCGGGCGGUCGAGAAGAAGCGAAGAAGAUUUUCACUGAGAAGGAAAUCCUUCGCGUGGUGAAGAACUACAUGCGAGAGUCGUGCAAAAAGAAGGGGAAGAAACAUUUUUUCUGCGAUGACGCGCUAAAGCGCCUGACCGGUGUCCAGACACUCCCGAUGGAGUCAGAGAAGCUCCUCCACGCUCUGAAGGCCGCGAAACUCGUCACGCAUUUCAUGAUCACGUAGAAAGGAUGACGCGAGAUCCUCCAGUCGGCAGUUAAACCGACAAAAACGUUCCUUGUCUGUAGUGAAGAAAGACUUGCCGGCCCCGCGAGAGUCGCGAGAUUCGAGCUGCGCACUUGAAGAGCUCACGACACGAUUCGUGUUCACGUAGAAUGGAGAGAGACACCGCAGUCGAGUUGCAGAGGAAAGAGACAAUGCUCUGCGUCUUUUGUUGACUUCAACCGGGAGGGUUCCCGAGUGAAGAGCAGAAGGAUUUCUUGUUCUUCGUACAGCUCCAGGAAUUCCAGCCUCAGCCUCGGGCUUGCGGUGCGACUCUUCCUCGAAGAGAGGUGAAGGACGCCGUGGGUGUGUGGGCUUGUCUCGGUGGACCUGCUGCUUUUCUCUGCUUUCCUCUUUCGUCUCAAACGCUGUCCGUCUGUCUCUAACUCGACAGAAAGUCUCUCGGCGACUGAGCUGCGCGUACCGAGGAAGUCUUCGCUGUCUGCACGUUCCUGUGUUUUUCCUCCGAAAGCGCAUGCUUGGACUCUCACGAGCAGCAGCAUCGGCUUGCGAUCCGACUUGUGCAACUUUUAGGGAAAAUCGUAGAAGUCAAUUGGGGGAGAACCCAAGCCAUGAACUAAGAGAAAAAUACAGCGGACACUUCUAAGGAUGUGAAGUUGUUACGUACGGAAGUCAGGUUUAAAGUAACUUUGUACAGCAAACUACUGCUUUUGACAGAAUUUUAUAAUUUUUCUCUGAAUAGCUUUCUCCACAGUGCGGUCUCACGACUCGAGACCAACGGAGAGCACCUUCACAUGCGCAUCGAAGCGCACGGCACAGACUCCGUGAGUUUUUGCAAGUGCUUCACAUAAACAAUUGACGCUUCUUCGUGGAAUACAAUGCCUGAGCAGCGACACGAGACCUUCACAGAGCCGUUGCCACCUACCGGUUGUCUCCCAGCGUCUAACACCGACAACCGAGCAGUAACUUAGAUGCGCCGAUGAACGAACUCCUUGUACAGCGUUUUUGCCACCGCGACUCUGAACUGUAUCGGGGGGGGAGUGUGGUGAAUAGAGGAGCGACUUUGAGCCUGGUGCAGGCGCGAGGAGAAACAAGAACAAUUGCCUCUCUCGGCGAGAAAGGAGAGUGGACAAACGUGACCGCUUCACACAACGCAAAAAUCGCAAGCGCCUCAGAGGGGCGAUGGUUCGCGGUAUAGUGACACCGGAGCCGGUAUUUGAAGACGAAAUUGUAUUCGGAAGAAACGAGAGAGGAAAACGAGAAUGAGUGGGAAUGAAGGGUACGGCAGCGACUCUUGUUACGAUGAACCGUUCUCGUUGUGGAAAGAAUUUCCAUCUCAGAAAGAAAACAGGUAUUCACUCGUCUGCCUCAACGGACACACCUUAGCCUCCAAGGUCCCGAGGCGUUUAACGACUCUCGAAAGAAGUCCGUCGUAACCGAACUAUUCAGUCAUAAAGAGACAUAUUCAAAUUUAUCUCUCUGUAAAUACC